GUGUUGCUUUGACUUGAAUGAUAAAUUCCCUCGUUCACGUCUGGAAGCUUUUUGUCUCUGAGAAUAAAGAAAAUGGUGGACAGAGACAGCUCAGUUCGUGGUGGUUCAUUUGGCGACUCGGAACCUUGGCGCCGCUAUAUCUCUCAAUUGUGGUGUAUUGUAGUGUUUGAAGGCUGUAACGAAGUCGUCCCCACGUUGAGCUGCACCAUUCUUUGCCGUGAUUUCCGGAAGAAUGAGAUCUCUGCGAUGUUUUGUUUCGGCCUUUGGGAUGAUUUUUCUGAUUGGAAGACACAGUGUUAUGAUAUUGGAAAUUCAGUUGUGUUGCAGCAUUUCAAUGGUAGCUUUCUGAUCUUGAACUGGAUCAUCUAUUUCUGAAUGAAGGCAACUUUAUUUGGUGAAUAUGGCUUCAGUUUCACCCUCAACAAACUCAUCAUCUUCUUCUGGAUCUAAUCCUGAUCAGAUAAUAGAUACACCACCUCCUCCUGCAUCUACUUCCUCUGCUCCACCUCCUCAAUCCUCAUUGCCAACGCUUCCUCUGCCUCCCCUCCUCAAUACUCCUCCAUCUCCACCACAAUCUCCUGCCCCAGAAACGUCGGUGUCGCCACCUCCACCACCUCCUACACUGCCUUCCUCUCCCCCGCCCGUGUCUCCUACUUCUCCUCCGGUGUUGCCACCGCCACCCAGCCCUACUGCUCCACCCCCCUCUUCCAAUUCAACUUCCCCACCAAUUGUCUCACCUCCUUCACCCCCUACUUCAUCACCUCCCUUACCACCUGCCUCUCCUCCGGCACCAAUUUUGUCACCUCCUCCACCAUCAGGGGCUUCUCCUCCCCGAGAAUCCCCUGUCACUCCUGUGACACCACCUACUUCUCCUCCAACUGUUUCUCCAUCUCCUCCCCCACCGGUAACAGAGCCAUCACCACCUCCUGCUCCUCUUCUUUCACCUCCGCUUCCACCAGUUGCUCAUCCUCCAAAGCAUUCUCAUUCCCCACCCCCAACUAUAGCACCAGCAUCUCCAAAUGGUUCCGUGCCUGUUCCUCCUACUACCAGUCCUCCUUUGACACCUCCCCCUGAUCACUCAUCUCCACCCUUGAAUAAUACACCUGACAGUGGUAGCUCACCCGCAUCACCAUCUCCAGCCUUCUCUGGGGAAAAACCCAUUGCAAGGCCAACUCCUAAUCCAAUUUCAGCAGCAGGUUCAACAUCAAGAAGUUCUGGAGGUGUAGCAGCAUUAGGCAGUAUUGCUGGCCUUUUGGCACUCAGUCUGGUGGUUCUUGUUGUUUGGUAUUUCCGUAGAAGAAAGAAAAGGAAGGAUGGGUUUAGUCUCAAGUAUGGCAUGCACUCUCCAUUUGCAUCUUCUCAAAAUUCAGAUUCAGUAUUUCUCAGGUCCCAUCACUCGGUGCAAUUAGAUGGAAGUGCUUCAACAAACAAUUACAUGUACUCACCAGACAGUGGCAUGGGCACUUCAAGGUCAUGGUUCGGAUAUCAAGAACUAUACGGUGCUACAAAUGGGUUUUCGGCUAAUAAUCUUUUGGGUGAAGGUGGAUUUGGGUGUGUAUAUAAAGGAAUUUUGGCAGAUGAAAGAAUAGUAGCUGUCAAACAGUUAAAGGCUGGUGGUGGGCAAGGAGAGCGUGAAUUCAGAGCAGAAGUUGAGAUCAUCAGCCGUAUACACCAUAGGCAUUUAGUGUCACUUGUUGGUUACUGCAUCUCUGAAAAUCAGAGGUUGCUUGUUUAUGAUUAUGUUCCAAAUAAUACACUGCAUUAUCAUCUUCAUGAUGAAGGCAAACCUGCUAUGGACUGGCCUAGCCGAGUUAAAGUUGCAGCUGGUGCUGCACGUGGACUUGCUUAUCUUCAUGAAGACUGUCAACCUCGCAUUAUUCACAGAGAUAUCAAGUCAACAAAUAUUCUCCUUGACAACAAUUUUGAAGCUCGGGUGGCUGAUUUUGGGCUUGCAAAGCUAGCGUUAGAAUUGGAUUUACACACUCAUGUGUCGACUCGUGUGAUGGGAACCUUUGGAUACUUGGCUCCCGAGUAUGCAUCCACUGGUAAACUGACUGAGAAAUCUGAUGUUUUUUCAUUUGGUGUCGUGCUCUUGGAGCUAAUCACGGGUCGUAAACCUGUUGACUCCUCUCAACCACUUGGCGACGAAAGCUUGGUUGAAUGGGCUCGUCCUUUACUAACACAAGCACUCGAUAAAGAAGACUUUGGAGAUCUAGUUGAUCCCAGGCUAGAAAAUGACUUCUCUGCGAGUGAAAUGUUCAGGAUGAUCGAAGCUGCUGCAGCUUGCGUGCGACAUUUAUCUUCGAAAAGACCACGAAUGAGCCAGGUUGUGAGAGCCUUAGAUUCGAUGGAUGAACUGGCUAACUUGAACAACGGGAUCAAGCCGGGGGAGAGCGGAGUUUUCAGCUCCAGGGAACAAUCUGCUCAAAUUAGAAUGUUCCAAAGAAUGGCAUUUGGUAGCGAAGACUAUGGCUCCGAUUACUUCAAUAAUAAUUCUCAAACCAGCUGGAAGAGGUGAGCCAUUCUUGUCCAAAUGGAAAAACGCCUUUCAUGUUACCUCUGCAGGUUUUUCUAGACUUGUGAUUUGUGUUCAUUUCUUGGAUGUAAAUUUUGUUAUUUAUUAUUGGCAAUGAACAAAGUUAGUUAAGUUC
Andrographis paniculata is the source of this 2651-nucleotide messenger RNA. RefSeq names its product proline-rich receptor-like protein kinase PERK8. The record is from RefSeq and is a predicted model, not a curated record. Gene Ontology annotation, biological process: protein phosphorylation. Gene Ontology annotation, molecular function: ATP binding; protein kinase activity. The transcript is spliced from 9 exons. The coding region runs from base 401 to 2518 and encodes 705 amino acids. Lineage: Eukaryota; Viridiplantae; Streptophyta; Magnoliopsida; Lamiales; Acanthaceae.